ACCAUGGCUGCCCUUUCACAGAGUCUUGGCGAGCAAAUCCAUGAAGAACUGUCCUGCAGCAUCUGCCUGGAGCUGUUCACCAGGCCCAAGGUGCUGCCCUGUCAGCACACCUUCUGUCAGGACUGUCUAAAGGACCACGUUGAAGUCAGAACCCCUCUGGAAUGCCCAAACUGCCGUCAACCAUUCAGUCUACCACCCAGAGGGGUCACCGCCUUACCCGACAACCACCUUGUAGCGAGUCUCUGUGGACGAAUCGUCCAGCAGAGCUUUUCUGCCGCUGACAAACAGAAAUUCCGAGAGCCUAGUGCAUCUUCCGAUCAGUGCAAUUUUCACCCUGGCGAACAGCUAUCGCUAUACUGUGAGGAAUGCUGUGUGCCGUUGUGUGUGACUUGUUUGGAUGAGGCCCACAGGGGUCAUAGUACAAUGUCUUUGAAACUGGCCGCGCAGGAGAGACGGAAAUCGGUUCAAACACUGGUAGUGGAGGGAAGGGAUGUCGUAGAGACAUACUGCAGCCUUCUGCGAGAUCUUAGAGACAAGGAAAAGUUCCUGACUGAGCAAAAGAACCUGACAGAAAGCACCAUCACUGCAGCUUUCAACGAAACAAUACAGACGCUGACAGAAAAUAAGAAUGGCCUGCUAUCGAAAGUGGAAGACAGAUACGCACUGAACCUGGAAUCCAUACAAAGCCAAAGAGAUGACAUUUUGUCAAAAGUUGCAGAAAUAUCCGCCGCAUGUGAUAAUGCAGAGCAAACGAUACAGCAAAAGGGGAGAAUGUCCUCUGAUCUGGAGGUCAAUAUGAACCGACUGGUGGGAAAGUACAAGGGCAGAGCGGAGCAAAGUCCUAAGCAAGCAAAGGUUGCUGUCUUUCAGUGUGUAGAGGUGACUGUACCACCACUAGGGUUUGUAACUGUCCAGUCCAUCUCACUCCCCGAUAGCCAUGGGUCAUCAGAAGCCAUGGGUGACCACCGUCACGAUCCGCCACAGAUCUUGAAGUUUGGUGGAUGGGGAUCGGAACGGGGGAAAUUCGACAGACCGCACGGGAUAACAGUAUCCAAAGAUGGCCUCGUGUUCGUAUCAGACUAUGGAAACGAAAGGAUCCAAAGCUUCAACCUACAGGGAACAUUUCUCCACCAGUUCCCGACGGUUGUCUCAGAGCAGGGCAUGUUCAAAUCCCUCAUGUCGACGAAACAGAGAAUGAAACCUGAAGACGUGUCCACGGACAAGGACGGGAACCUGUGGGUGGUGGGUUCGGACAGAUCUGCUGAGUAUGCCAUACACUACACCCCCAGGGGCAAGCUGUUGACCAAGAUUGACCUGAAGCGAACUGGACGGCAGAGAAAAAUUACCGUUGACACGAUUCGGAACAACAUCAUCAUAACAGAGACGUCAGGCUCGAUAACGCCACAAGGCGUGCUUUGUGUAUACAGGCCGGACGGGACGCUUGAGAGAACGGUGGGGGGCGAACAGGAGAUGGAACGGCCUCAGUACAUAAACAUAAACAAAGGAGGGCAUAUCUUUGUAACACACUUCAUGAGCUCGUGCGUGUACGUGUAUCGUGAGGACGGACACUUGCUGUCCGUUUUCGGAGGGGAGGGGAGCGGAGAGGGUGAACUGAAGUACCCAGGGGGAAUCUGUACCAACAGCUCUGGUAACAUCAUCGUGGCAGACAAGGGAAACAAGAAUGUGGUGGUGUACGAUAAGACAGGGAACUUCUUAAGAUAUGUCACAAGUGUGGAGGGUCGUCCUGUGGCCGUUGCCAUGGCGCCGAAGGGACAGUUGCUCGUGACUGACGACAUUCACAACACAGUCACCAUUCUCAAUGAUUACUGAUUCCUUUUA
Molecule: messenger RNA, 1839 nt
Organism: Branchiostoma floridae (Florida lancelet)
Lineage: Eukaryota; Metazoa; Chordata; Leptocardii; Amphioxiformes; Branchiostomatidae
Product: tripartite motif-containing protein 3-like
Exons: 1
Coding region: 4-1830 (608 amino acids)
Biological process (GO): negative regulation of translation; proteasome-mediated ubiquitin-dependent protein catabolic process; protein polyubiquitination
Molecular function (GO): translation repressor activity; protein binding; ubiquitin protein ligase activity
Source: RefSeq, a predicted model, not a curated record